CAUGUUUUCCAACAAAUGCAUCCUCCUACUGCUGGGCUGCUGCAGUAGUCUACUGUUGAUGCCGCAAUGCAACGCAGAACCUUCGUAUGUUGAUAUGCCGGUGUCCAACAUUCCGCUCUACACGGAUGGUAUAUAUUUCGAGCAGCUUAAACCGAUUAAGGUGCAGGUAAGCACUUGGACACUGCGGGCCGACUACGAUAUUGCGGAGUUUAUCGCCGAAAUCGCAACGGCCAGCGGUACGGUGUCCCACCUGUUGAAGGCCUGCGCAGAAAUGCGAGAGAAAAAGAUUGGAAACUGUGAGGGAAUUAAUAACAUUCUCGAGCUGACGAAGGAACUGAACGACUUCAGUGCGCUACUGUCGAGCAUGUGCGAAGAGUCGGAUGUAGGCUCCAGGCGUACAAAGCGUGGCAUACUUCGAUCGUGGUUCGGCCUAAUGGACGACGAGGAUCGCACCGAAAUCAACAGCAACUUUGAUAAGGUAAAUCAACAGAUCGCCAUCGAAUCGUCGACGCUGAAGAUGUUCUACAACACGACAAACCAAGCGCUAGCCGUGUUGACGGGCAACCUGUUUAAAGUGGACCCGAAAAAACCAAAUGCGAUCGACUUUACACGCGAGGGGCAGCUGUUGCUGAUGGAUAUUUUGCUGAACAAAAUUAUCGCCAAGAAGAACCUCUUCAUGCAGUUGCUACAAAGUACCAGCACGAUGGACCUGAGCGAUAGUAUCAUUUCCCCCAAUAAGCUCCUGGUGGAGCUGGAGAAGGUGCAGGGAUACCUACCGGAAGAGUUUAUUUUCCCCGUCGAACUGAAGCUUCGCGAGGUAAUCAAACUUUAUCCCCUCUCGCAGGUGGUAGCGUAUGUUGAAGGGUGUCGGCUUGUGGUCAACAUUCUGCUUCCGCUCUGCAAUCGUUUAGUGUAUCGUACAUUGAAAGGAACGAACGUACCGAUGCUGAAGGACGGUGUGGUGACACUUAUUGUGCUCGAGCGAGAUAUUGUAGCGUUUAACGAAACCUCGAACAGCGGAAUGGUCAUGUCGUACGAUGAGUAUAAAGCGUGCAAUCAUUUGACCGAUUUUGCCCUCUGCAAUUCCCAUCAUCUCAUGCGAAAUCUCACAACAACCGAUGACUGCAUUGCGGCCACUUAUUUCAACAACACUCAGCGCGACUCGAAUUGUCGUACCACGCGGCUGCAGCUGCGGUCUCAGAUGUGGGUACAGCUCGCUGACCCGAACGCCUGGAUUUAUGUGGUGCCCAACUUUACCGAUAUCACCAUUCAAUACGGUACGGAUCGUUUGAAAGGGCUCACACUGCACGGAGUCGGUAUAUUGAAACUCCUGCGUAUGUGCCACGUGCGAUCGAUGGACGUCCUAUUGCAAUACAUACCUCAACUGGGAGGAACCCGCAUUAAGCUGGCCACCGAAGGCUUUAGUCUACCGGUCACCAUAACGCGCGAGCAAUCGCUAAUCAUAUCGGCCAGUCCGAACGACAACAGCCGCGUCAUUCCGGUGGGAAAAUUCACCGAGACCGAUCUGCACGAUCCGUCCCUCGUGGCCGGGAUUUAUCGUGAGUCGAGUGGCAUCUCCCCGUGGGCUGUAGUUGGCAUAAUUUGUGGCGUUUGUCUGGUAUUUUUCGUCAUAUUGCGUGUAUUUGUUAUGAAGCAUGUGUUGAAACGAUUUUCUAGAGCCGAUCGAAAUGCCGCAACUCGGCGGACGAGUUGUUUGGACGGACAUUACGAUGCGUCUCAAAUUGCCAAUCAAUCUACGUACCCCAUAGUAGCGACUUAAAUAAGCACAAAAAAUCGAUAGAGCAGUCAGUGCCUUUAUAGUGAAAGGCGGUUGAGAACUGAAGACCAAAGCGCAAUUGGUAGGUGCUACUGCAACGAUUAAUACUAAGCAUCGUGAUUAUAUACUUAUUUCAAAAAUGUUACCAUACCUAGUGGUGAAAGGCUUCAAGCACGUGUUGGCCGAAUUUCCCUCAUUUGCAGGGAAAAUAAUCUGGAGUCUUCCCAUAAUUGCCUGCUGAGCUAAUUGAGAAGAAAACUAAAGGAAUUUGGUGAUAAUUACCGAUAACGGUUUGUGAUGAAUUGCAUGAAGAGGUUGAAAUCAAACGGAUUAGCUUUAGCAAGAAUACUAUUUGCCACAAAGAGAACAUGCAGCACUCAAAUGUUAAAGAAAAGACAAAGAGUUUACAUACCAAAUCUUGAACUCAAGGUGAGGAUUUCUAGGAGUUAGGUCAAAACUAUAAAAAAUCGCCAUUAAUUAAUUACUGGAAACACAUCGAUCACAUUAUUCUCUCGUUUUUAGUUGUUCUAUUAUUUUAACAAUUAUUCGUUAUUGCUCUAUCAAAGAAUUAAAACAGGACGCAUCAUCAGUUUGUCAUGAACUGAACAUUUUUUUAUGUCCUUUAUUUUUGGAUUGCUCUUCUACACGAAAAAUUAAUAAAUAAUAAAUCACUUAUAGUAGGCUAACUACUUGCACAAAACCGGAUAAAAACCAUGUUCUCGAUUCGACCUGCAGUGUACCUAAGAAGGUGCUUUUCUUCCAUCCGAAUACCGGCCUCAGGCCAGAAAGAAAGCAAUCUUGUCCCACGUUCGCUUCCGGAACAGCUCGU
Messenger RNA from Anopheles coustani, 2606 nucleotides. RefSeq lists its product as uncharacterized. Lineage: Eukaryota; Metazoa; Arthropoda; Insecta; Diptera; Culicidae. Bases 2 to 1780 code for a protein of 592 amino acids. The record is from RefSeq and is a predicted model, not a curated record. The transcript has a single exon.